Molecule: messenger RNA, 3860 nt
Organism: Psammomys obesus (fat sand rat)
Lineage: Eukaryota; Metazoa; Chordata; Mammalia; Rodentia; Muridae
Gene: Zftraf1
Product: zinc finger TRAF-type containing 1
Exons: 4
Coding region: 467-1402 (311 amino acids)
Cellular component (GO): nucleus
Molecular function (GO): zinc ion binding
Source: RefSeq, a predicted model, not a curated record
GCGGGCUAGGAGGCGGGGCUGGCUGUUGGAGGCAGGUUCGGGCCUUCAGCUCCGCGUCUCCAGGUGCUGCGCGCUGUCUGUCGCAGGCCACCUGCGCAGCGGUGCCUUCCCCGCCGGCGUGGAAGACCCUGUAUCUCCAGGUGCUAGGACUCGGGCCCAGGCCACAGCAAGGGACUGCGCGUCUUGCCGUUCCGAGUCCCUGGCCUGACACCCUGUUUGGGCGCCAAGAUUCCAAUCCCAUUCUCCUUCCCCACCAAGUCACUCCUGUAGGUGAGUCCAGUGACCUCAGGGCUUCCAAAAGAUUGGGACUGAGUCUCUUCUGAAUGUCUACUCAAAGGUGUCUGGAACUUGAGAUUUCCGAAGAGCUUCACUAAAGGACUCCAAAUCACCAGCCUCUGUGCAUUCUUCUCUGCAAAUCUAAAGAUUCCUUUCCCAUCUCCUCAAACUCACUACUCCUCAAGGUGUCAUGGUCUUCAAACCCAGGAGUGAAUGGAGCACUGUCCUGUCCCACCUGGUGCUGGCAGGGGUGUCUCUGCAUGCGGCGGUGAGCUCUGUACAGUGCACUAACGGUCACUUGAUGUGCGCUGGCUGUUUUAUCCACCUACUAGCAGAUGCCCGGCUGAAGGAGGAGCAGGCCACGUGUCCCAACUGUCGCUGUGAGAUCAGUAAGAGCCUCUGCUGCCGGAACCUGGCUGUGGAGAAAGCUGUGAGCGAGCUGCCUUCAGAGUGUGGCUUCUGUCUGCGUCAGUUCCCUCGCUCCCUUCUAGAGAGGCACCAGAAAGAGGAAUGCCAGGACAGGGUGACACAGUGCAAGUACAAGCGUAUUGGCUGCCCCUGGCAUGGCCCUUUCCAUGAGCUGACAGUGCACGAAGCUGCAUGUGCCCACCCAACCAAGACAGGCAAUGAGCUGAUGGAGAUCCUGGAUGAGAUGGACCAGAGCCAUCGCAAGGAGAUGCAGCUCUACAACAGCAUCUUCAGCCUGCUCAGCUUUGAGAAGAUUGGGUACACAGAGGUUCAGUUCCGGCCUUAUCGCACUGAUGACUUCAUCACACGCCUGUACUAUGAAACACCACGGUUCACAGUACUGAACCAGACAUGGGUCCUGAAGGCUCGUGUGAAUGACUCGGAGCGCAACCCCAACCUGUCAUGCAAGCGCACACUUUCCUUCCAGCUACUCCUCAAGAGCAAAGUCACAGCGCCCCUGGAAUGCUCUUUUCUUCUGCUCAAGGGGCCGUACGAUGACGUGAGGAUCAGUCCUGUCAUCUACCACUUUGUCUUCACCAAUGAGAGCAAUGAGACAGACUAUGUGCCGCUGCCCAUCAUCGACUCUGUGGAGUGCAACAAGCUGCUGGCCGCCAAGAACAUUAACCUGCGGCUCUUCCUGUUCCAGAUACAGAAGUAGGAUGGGCCCCGGACACCUGAGGAGCAGAGGGCUGCAGUCCAGUAGUGCUGUCCCACCCAUCCCUGGCUUGGCAGCAGCUUCACACAACUAUCUGAUCGUUUUAGCAAAGGAGGAGAACAAACAAAAUCAAACACUAAGAAAGUCUGCAUGCGUGUGCAACGGGGUCCCUGCCUCUGGCUCAACUUCCUCCCCUUUGCCUCCCACCUCCUGCAGGCAGCCAGAGGCUGGGCUGACCACAGUGGAAACAGUACUCUGGGCUCCUCAGGUACAGGUGGCAAGGAGGGCAAGAAGCCGACCGCCCUUACCCCAGCUCCCAUCCUCACAUCGAGGUGGCACGGUGGUUCCCUGGCCGGGCUCAGGGUCCCUGGCUGACUUCAGACAGCAUAUUUGAUUGCAAUUAAAAAGGCAGCCUUGUUUCCUACUUUCUGUUUUGUUGGAGGGGAAGGCGUGGCCGUGAUUGGACUUCAUGAGAGAUUUGGUUUGGCCUGGUGGUCAGAACCUGCCCUGCCCCUGACACUGCACCUAUGUGUGCAUCCCAGGAGAGACUUCAGAGACACCUCCCCUGACAGUCUUAUCAGAGGGGUUGGGACUGAGACCUGGCCAGUGAGCCAGAGAGGGUUGGACUCCCCGAGCCAUUGACCACUCAAAGGAAGCAGGACUUGGCUAGUAGGGCUCAGCAAAUGUUUUCGGAAUGCAGGGUGAAAUUCUGUCUCUUCCAGGAAAAAAUUAAGCUACAGGCUCUUUAAGUGAUGCAAUUUUAGUGAGAAAGAAUCAAUUUGCUUUACUCAGUAGAGAGGGCCAGGUGUCCUCAGGUUGCCAAGGAGGCAGCCACUGUCUGUGAGACCUGCAUUUAGUGGUGGUGGGGGCACCACAGGACCAAGGCAGAGCAGCGUGGUCUGUUGCCUCGGCAGCGUAGGCCUUUUCCUUGCUAGGCCAUUCACAGAUGCUCUGAGUAGUGGUUGUAAGCAGAGCAAGUAUUAGGGCCUCACAGAAUAUGGAGUAGCCAUGCUUGAUAGGGCUAGGCCCUGGUCCUUUCUUCAAUUCCUCAGAGAUACUGAGAAGUGUAGGACUUGCCUCCUUCAAUCUUUGCUUAGGAGAUGAGGCUUUUCUAUCAUAGCUUUUCGUUGCUUUAAUACCAAAGAACCGGUUUCCUCUGCCCUAACCAGACCUUCACAUGCCUCUUAGGUAGUUCCUAUCACCCCAUGCAAACUGCCUGGGCCUGGGCCUGGGCCUGAACUGCCCUGCGCCUUCCAGGCUAAGGGACAGGGUAGCCCUGGCCAUGUGGGUGCGAGUACUGAUGUUCCAACCUGACAUUCAAGAGGGCAAAGGGCUGAGCAAUGUGGAGAGACAAACUGUGACACAGAAUACAGGCCCCAUCUGUUUUCCUGAGCACAACCAGGAAUAGGCCAGUGUGGCCCUGCUGCCUUCUCAUAGGCUGAAAGUUUUUCAGCACCUUGUUUGGCUUCCUGUGUGGGGCUUGGAGUUCUCUUCUGCAAAUGUUGCCUGGCCAGGAGGGUUGGCAAGGCCCAUAUUUAGCUUCUGCCUACUACAAAGGACCCAUGCCAAACUCCAGCACAUCCAUGGGAGCCUUUGACUCAAAUACAGGUCCUAGAUCUCUGCCCUAGGGGCAGCUCUUCAAGCAUGUUCACCUGGCACAGAGGAUCUUUGGAAAAACAGAGGGUUCUCCUCUGAGCGUUCCUAUAGAUUGCAAAGUGUUGGUGGAAAAGGCAGGGCAGGGCCAGCUUGCCCUAAGAGUCCAUGUCUGGAUGUGUGAGAUGGACAAAAAGCAGCCUGAAGGUCUCCUGGGAAGAAACAGGAUAAGAGGCUUAUUCCCCAUGGGCACAAGCCAACUGGGACACAGUGGGCAUGAGGAGUAAAGCUGGGCCGGCAGGGGCUCAGAGGCAACAGAGCUUUGGGUAUUUGUGCAUGGAGCCGAGGCAUACCCCAAAGCACACAAACGGUUAGGGGUGGGGCAGUGCCCACCUAGGGUUGUAGUGUGUCUGAGAGUACCUAGGAGAACUGAUAAGGCCUCCCAAUGACAGGCUCAGCAUAGACCCUACGUUGUGACUGUCACGUGCAGCAGCUGAGCCUUCCAGCCUAAGAGGAACCAGACAUGCAGAAGACUAGUAUGUCUCUUGCCUGUGCUAGGGACUCCAUACAAACCUUUCAGCAUUGUCCCUCUGGGCCCUUUCUUUAGGGGGGAGGGGUACCAUAUUUACUGGCUUGUGCCCAGAAUCUUGUUACCUUACUGUCCUAACCUGGUUCUCUUAUCUGUUGUCUCUGAGGAUGGGAGAGGGGUUCAGCCUCAGUAGGUAUUGGGGAGGCUGCCAGAAGGGGUUGCAUAGGCCAAGCCAGGCCUCGCCCUCCUUCCACCUGUCUCAUCCCCGCUUCCUGUGAGCACCACAUCCUUCAGUUUGCCCAAAGUGAGACAUUUACAAAAUAAAAAUAAUUUUCUAAA